Myxocyprinus asiaticus (Chinese sucker) is the source of this 2142-nucleotide messenger RNA. It is a transcript of the gene dpep2, whose product is annotated as dipeptidase 2. The transcript has 12 exons. Gene Ontology annotation, biological process: proteolysis. Bases 112 to 1494 code for a protein of 460 amino acids. The record is from RefSeq and is a predicted model, not a curated record. NCBI's taxonomy places the organism in Eukaryota, Metazoa, Chordata, Actinopteri, Cypriniformes, Catostomidae. Gene Ontology annotation, molecular function: metallodipeptidase activity.
GGCAAGUCCGUAUAUUUUGAAGUUCCGCAAGGAAGAUCAGUUUACAGACGCAUUACCACAUACAGUCUAAAUAUCUCCCAUGUCGAUGAGUACUUUAAAGCAAGCAUCCAUAUGCGCAUGAAGAUGUUAAUAUACAAAGAAGCAAGCAUCAGUGGCCCAUGGAUACACUGGUUUAUAUGCACCCUGCUCUCACUUCUUCAUGGAGUAAUAUCUGAAACCAGUAGAGCACUGGAUAUAAUGACAAAAUAUCCACUAAUCGAUGGGCACAAUGACCUGGCACUGCGUCUGAGAAUCCAGUACAACAACAAACUGAGCCUGGUCAAUCCACAAAAUAUUCCUAAUGUGGCUACAGAUAUCACUCGUCUCACUGCUGGUCAUGUUGGAGGACAGCGACAACAAACUGCAGCACUUGGUAACGUUAUCUUAGAGAUGGAAUCCAGCAAACGUCCGGCUCCCAGCACAGCACAACUGCUACACAAACUCCAAGUCUUUGCAGCAUACGUGUUGUGUACAGCUCAGGACAAAGAUGCAGUCAGACUGACUUUGGAACAGAUAGAUGUGAUUCGUCGUAUGUGUACUGAAAACCCAGAGUUGGAACUGGUCACCUCAGCUGAAGGAAUGAGGAACAGUAAAAAAAUCGCAUGUCUAAUCAGUGUGGAGGGAGGUCACUCCAUCGACAGCAGCUUACCAGCACUGCGCAUGUUCUAUCAGCUUGGAGUGAGAUCCAUGGCUCUUACACACACCUGCAACACACCGUGGGCUGAGAGCUCAUCUAGAUUUUACCCAUAUUAUCAGUGGAAGAAAAAUAGCCUGACAGAAUUUGGUAAGGCAGUGGUGCAUGAAAUGAACAGGUUAGGAAUGCUGAUCGAUCUGUCCCAUACCUCCUGGGAGACAGCCAGAGAAGUGCUGAAACAUUCUAGAGCUCCAGUUAUUUUCAGCCACUCCUCAGCCUAUGCUAUCUGUAACAACACUCGCAAUGUACCUGAUGACAUGCUACUGCUGCUUAAAGAAAAUGGUGGGCUUAUUAUGAUAAACUUCUACAACAGUUAUGUAGCAUGCUCAAAAGAAGCAGACGUCUCUAUUGUGGCUGAUCAUUUUGAUCAUAUUAAGUUGGUGAUAGGAGCUGAAAGCAUUGGGAUUGGAGCAGACUUUGAUGGGGGACAUGGAUUCCCUAAAGGCCUGGAGGAUGUCUCCAAAUAUUCAGCUCUAAUUGGGGAACUGAUGUCAAGGAACUGGAGUGAGGAGGAAUUGGCAAGAGUGCUAAGAUUGAACUUCCUUGGAGUGUUCCUAAAGGUUGAAAAGGUGCGUGAUGAUAUGUCUAACACUUUACCCAGUGAAGUUGAAAUCCCAUUUUUGGAGGCAAACAACAGCUGUCGUGUGAUACUAACCCAUCCAUUCAUCAAGGCUGAGAGUAGCUAUCAAAACAGAAACUCUCCUUUGCUGCCUGUGACAUCUCUAGCCUGGUUAAUUUCACUUGUUGUCCAAUUUAUCUAAUUAUAGAGCAAUACACAAACUAAGCACAGUAUACAAUCAAAUGACUUAGUGAAGUCUGCCUUCGAAUUGUCUUGCCUACAGAGUUGAUCUAAAUCUAAACUCUGCAAGACCAAAAAUUAAAUUGACAGCUAACUCUGACUGAAACUGAUACAUUUAGGCCUUUGAAGGUUUUUAUGUACAUUGACAGGUUUGGAAACAGUUCUUGAAAACCAUACUUGAGAAUAUAUAUAGAUUGCUAGUGUAAAGAUCUAAUUUCUGUAGCAAAUUAAAAACUGAAAUUUCUGUUCUUUUAACAAGCUUUUGAAUGUAACAUUUCAAGAGAAAAAAAGAACAGGAAAAGAGAACUUGGAGUUGUUAUAUAGCAACCCGUGAAGUUUUUUUGAACAUAAGAAAUUCUUAAGUGGCCCAUUAGUUAAUGAAAUAAUAAAGUAAGGGCAACACAGUAGCUGGGCCCAGUAGUAAGAAAGCCCUUGGAUUAAAAACAAACAAACAAAAACUUAGUUAUAAUUGUAAGACUAAUUCCACUAUGGGUUUUCUUAAUGGUUUAAGAAAUUGGUCCGUUAACUUGAACAAUCUUUUAGCUUGCUGUUUCCUUAAAAGUGAAGUUUGUCUUUUCUGUGCUAAUAGCAGCACCAAACAGAAUUACAG